AUGAACGAAGAAAAACCACAAUACUCUGCCUGGUGCCUGGAAAACGGAGCACAAAUUCCUUCUGAAAAGAUAUAUGAAAUAUUCUUCAAUUUAGGUGCAAAAUUUGGAUUUCAAGAUGAUAAUGUCAAUAACAUGUUUGACCAUUUUAUGACGUUGUUAGAUUCACGUGCUAGUAGAAUGACUUGUCCCAAUGCAUUAUUAUCACUUCAUUUGGAUUAUAUUGGUGGGAAAAAUUCCAAUUUCAGAACAUGGUUUUUUGCAGUACAAUGGAAUUUUGAACAUGACUGGACACCGAAGAAGAGAAAGAAAUGGAGAGUUGUUCCUGACUACCAGCUUUGGUUAUUGAGAUACCAAAAUUGUACAGAGAAUGAUUUAAUAUAUCAAAUAGCAUUAUAUUUGUUGAUCUGGGGAGAAGCUAACAAUGUCAGGUUUAUGCCUGAAUGUCUCUGUUUUAUUUAUCAAUGUGCUUUGGAUUAUAAUGGACCCAAUCUCCCAAAAUUUCAUUUCCUUGAUAAGAUUAUAACGCCAAUUUACAAUUUCAUUCGUGAUCAACUAUACUGCCAAGUGGAUAGCAAAUGGAGACGAAAAGAAAUAGAUCAUGCUAGGACAAUAGGAUACGACGAUGUAAAUCAACACUUUUGGAGUACCGAAGGGCUAUACAAGUUGGCAUUUGAAGACGGGAAUAGACUAUAUCAACUUCCAAGAUCGGAACGGUACCAAAAAAUUAGUUUAAUAGAUUGGAAAAAGUCAUUAAAUAAAACAUACCGUGAACGACGUACUUGGAUUCAUGUGUUGACUAAUUUCAAUAGAGUAUGGAUUAUCCAUGUCUCAGUGUUUUGGUAUUUUAUGUCCUUCAAUUCACCGUCAUUAUACACACCAAAUUAUACACCGGAAAAGGAUCCACAAUUGCAUAUUAGAUUAACUAUUGUCGCAAUUGGAGGGGUUAUAUCUGCUUUAAUAUCGUUAGGAGCAUCAAUAGCAGAAUUCUUUUUUGUUCAAGGUUCAUUCAAAAAUAUUUUAUUAUUGAUAAUUCUAACCGUGUUGAAUUCUGGAUCAAUUGUAUAUAACCUUGGAUUCUUAAAAUGGGAUGAAUAUUCAUAUCGUGGAUCAAUAAUUUCCAGCAUUCUGUUGUGUGUUUCAAUUGUUACAUUCUGUUAUUUGGCAAUGGUUUCACCUGGCAGUUUUAAAAGUGAUUUUGCUAGCAAUUUUCCCAAACUUAAACUUAGAAGUAGAAUAUUUUCAAUUUUAUUAUGGAUUGGUGUCUUUGCUGCAAAGUAUUCCGAGUCUUACUUUUUUUUGGUGUUGUCGUUGAAAGACCCCAUCCAAAUCCUAUCGACCAUUGUGUUGAAUUGCAAUGGCAGCCAUAUAUUUUGUCCGUUUCAACCUAAGAUAACAUUGGUCUUGUUCUAUUUAACCGAUUUGAUAUUGUUUUUCUUGGAUACAUAUCUAUGGUAUGUCAUUUGUAAUUGUUUGUUUUCAGUGGGAUUAUCAUUUUCGCUUGGAGUUUCAAUUUUCACUCCAUGGAGAAACAUAUUCUCUCGUUUACCAGAUAGAAUAUUAACCAAGAUUUACUAUGGGGAUUCAACUGACUUGAUCUUGGUGAUUGCUCAAAUAUGGAACAGUAUAAUUAUCUCCAUGUACAGAGAACAUGUCCUCUCUGUGGAGCAAGUUUCUAAAUUGAUCUAUCAACGAGGCAUUGAUGAGAACACAAUCCGACCACCAAUAUUCUUUGUCUACGAAGAUGAUAACAAAUUAUAUGACUUUAUUAAAAUUGAAAAAGAAUGGGAAAGAAGAAUCACUUUUUUUGCCCAAUCACUAUCGAGUCAAUUACCCGAACCAUUUCCAGUAGUUGCUACUCCUACGUUUACCGUGUUGAUCCCGCAUUAUUCAGAGAAGAUAUUGUUAAGUUUACAAGAUUUAAUCAAGGAGCAAAGUUUCUCCAAACUAACGUUGUUGGAUUAUCUUAAGCAACUCCAUCCAUCAGAAUGGGAUUCUUUUGUCCAGGACAGCAAAAUGAUUCAAACUAUAAAAGAAAUGGAUGAAGAAAAAUUUAUUCGUGAUAAUAUCGAUGAUUUGCCAUAUUAUUGUAUUGGGUUUAAGGACUCUGCACCAGAAAACGUGUUAAGAACUAGAAUUUGGGCAGCCUUGAGAUGCCAAACACUUUAUCGUACAGUUUCUGGAUUUAUGAAUUAUGAAACUGCUUUAAAAUUGCUUUACAGAACAGAAGUCAUUGGAUUUGAACAAGAUGAAUUUCAAGAAGAGGAGUUGGAUGAAUUUGUUAAACGAAAAUUCAACCUUUUAGUAGCCAUGCAAAAUUUUCAAAACUUCAGUCCAGAUGCCAAAGAAGAUGCGGAUUCAUUGUUUAGAGCAUUUCCAAAUAUGAAUGUAGCAAUUUUAGAGUCUGUAAAUGACCAGGAGUAUUUUUCUACAUUGUUGGAUGUUUCACAUAGGGGCCAGAAUGGCGAGUACGCAAAGAAAUAUAGAAUCAAACUUUCUGGUAAUCCGAUUUUAGGUGAUGGUAAAUCGGAUAAUCAAAAUAAUGCAUUAAUAUUCUAUCGUGGUGAAUACAUUCAAGUUAUUGAUUCAAACCAAGACAACUAUAUCGAAGAGUGCUUAAAAAUUAAAUCCUUAUUAAAUGAAUUUGAAGAAAUGAACUUAGAUGUGAGCUAUGGAUAUAUCUCAGAACAACCAGAUAGUAGUCCGGUAGCAAUUGUGGGUGCAAGAGAGUUUAUUUUUUCACAAAAUAUCGGUAUUCUUGGUGAUAUUGCUGCUGGAAAGGAGCAAACUUUUGGUACUCUUUUUGCGAGAACUAUGGGCGAGAUUGGGUCAAAAUUACACUAUGGUCACCCUGAUUUCCUUAAUGGAAUUUUUAUGACAACAAGAGGAGGUAUCUCCAAAGCUCAACGAGGCUUGCAUUUAAACGAAGACAUUUAUGCUGGAAUUACUGCCACUUGCCGAGGAGGAAGAAUUAAACAUUCAGAUUACUACCAGUGUGGUAAGGGCAGAGAUCUUGGAUUCCAAUCCAUUGUUAAUUUUACAAAGAAAAUUGGAUCAGGAAUGGGUGAACAAUUACUAUCUAGAGAAUAUUACUAUUUGGGUACCAAAUUACCCAUUGAUAAAUUUUUAUCAUUUUAUUAUGCUCAUGCUGGAUUUCAUAUCAAUAACUUGUCAAUAAUGUUAUCUGUCAAAAUGUUUAUGUUUUUACUUUCUAACCUUGGAGCAUUGAAAUAUGGUACAGUAGAAUGUAAUGAAGACGACCCAGUACCAGGAUGCCAUAACUUGGUUCCGGUAUUAAAUUGGAUAGACAGAUUUGUUCUUUCAGUAUUUGUAUGCUUCUUCAUUUCCUUUUUACCAUUGAUAAUUCAAGAGUUCAUUGAAAAGGGCUUAAUAAAAGCAAUCUUGCGGAUCAUAUUGCAUGUCGUUUCAUUGUCACCAUUUUUUGAAGUUUUCGUUUGUCAAGUUUAUUCCCGAGCAUUAAGAGAUAAUUUUGUAUUUGGAGAAGCAAAAUAUAUUGCUACGGGGAGAGGUUUUGCCAUUUCAAGAGUUUCUUUUGCAACAUUGUAUUCUCGUUAUGCAAGUUUGUCAAUCUACUAUGGAGGAGAAAUAUUUUUGGUAAUAUUAUUUGCAUCAAUUACUAUUUGGAGAAAAUCAUUACUCUGGUUUGUUAUUACUAUCAUAUCCUUGUGCUUAGCCCCUUUCAUAUUCAACCCCCAUCAAUUUAACUUUAUUGAUUUCUUCGUAGAUUAUCGCGAUUACAUAAGAUGGUUAUCUAGAGGCAACUCAUCAAUUAAAGAACUGUCUUGGGCUCACUAUACUAAGAAUAGAAGGGCAAGAUUAACUGGAGAGAAGUUUAACGGUGGAUACGUGCUGGGAAGAAAUUCAGCUACUUUCAACUUGUUGUUAGGUGAGGUGGGUUCUCCAUUGAUAAACUUGAUAAUUUACCUAAUUCCUUAUUUGUUUCUUCAUUCAGAGUCAAGGUUAACAAGCUUCAGUGUGAAUAACCCACUACUAAAAUUAGCAGCAUUGGUUUUGGCUCCUUAUGCUGAGAAUGCAGUGGUACUUUUCCUAGUUUGGUUGAUGUCAUUGACAUUAGCUCCACUUGCAGGUAUAUGGUGCAAGAAAGCACCGGCAUUUUUUGCAGGAUUUGCACAUUUUUCCUCAUUGAUUCUUCAUGUUGCAAACAUUGAGGUUUUAUUGUUCUUAGAGAAUUGGAAUGUUGUAAAGCUUUUAUCUGCCUUGUUGGUUAUGUUCAAUUGUCAUCGUGUGAUUAGCAAUCUUACGUUAAUAAUGAUAGUUUCAAGAGAACGGACUGAGAAUGUUAAUCAAGCUUGGUGGUCAGGGAAAUGGUACAAGAGUGGAUUAGGAGUUCAUGUACUUUCUCAAAAUUUGCGAGAAUUCAUUGUCAAGAUUCUUGAAUUAAACAAGUUUACAUUUGAUUUCAUAAUGGGCCACUUUUUGUUGUUUGCCAUGUCACCAGUUUUAUUCAUUCCCUAUGUCGAUUCAUUGCAUACAAGCAUGCUUUUCUGGUUAAAACCAAGUCGCCAAUUCUCACGACCAAUUAUCAACAGAUCACAACGAAGACGACGCAAUUGGCAAAUUGUUAAAUAUUUCACUCUAUUUGUUGGUAUUCUUUGUGUAUUUGCUACAUUAUUUGUAGCUCCACCUUUGUUGAAAGACAAGUUAAAGUUUUUAAAGAAAUGGAUAGGUUCAUAG
Messenger RNA from Candida tropicalis MYA-3404, 4713 nucleotides. It is a transcript of the gene GSL1, whose product is annotated as Gsl1p. NCBI's taxonomy places the organism in Eukaryota, Fungi, Ascomycota, Pichiomycetes, Serinales, Debaryomycetaceae. Gene Ontology annotation, biological process: fungal-type cell wall polysaccharide biosynthetic process; (1->3)-beta-D-glucan biosynthetic process. Bases 1 to 4713 code for a protein of 1570 amino acids. The record is from RefSeq and is a predicted model, not a curated record. The transcript has a single exon. Gene Ontology annotation, cellular component: 1,3-beta-D-glucan synthase complex; plasma membrane. Gene Ontology annotation, molecular function: 1,3-beta-D-glucan synthase activity.